AUGGGGUUAAAUGUUUUAUAUUAUCUAAGAUGCACCUUAGCACUUGUUAUCCUUUCAAUUGCUGCCAUUUAUGGUAUUAUCGUAUCAAUUCUUUGUACAAUAAUUGGGAAACAACAUCUAUCUCAAUAUCUAACUGCAAGAUUUUAUUACACCUUAAUGAAAUAUGGUAUGGGUAUUGACGUGAAAAUCAUUGGUGAGGAAAACUUAUCCAAAUUACCAUACGUUUUAAUCUCUAAUCAUCAAUCUGAAUUAGAUGUAUUAAUGAUUGGUAAAACUUUCCCACCUGGUUGUACAGUUACCGCUAAAGGUGCCUUGAAACGUGCUCCCAUUUUAGGUUGGUUCAUGUCAUUAAGUGGCACAGUAUUUUUAGAUAGAACUGAUAGAACUAAGAGUGUCACUACUUUGAAUAACAGCUUAACAAAUAUCAAGAAAAACAAGAGAGCUGUGUGUAUUUUCCCCGAGGGAACCAGAUCUUAUAGUACUGAGUUGCAUAUGCUACCCUUUAAAAAAGGUGCCUUCCAUUUGGCUCAACAAGGUGAAUUGCCUAUCGUACCAGUAGUAGUGGCUAAUACCAGUUCUCUAUUGAGUCACAAAUGGAAAACUUUCAAUUCCGGUUGUAUGAUUGUCAAAGUAUUGAAACCAAUCCCUACAAAAGGUUUGAAAAAGGAAGAUAUUACUGCGUUUAGUGAAAAAGUUAGAAGUAUUAUGGAGAAGGAAUUGAAAGAAUUGGGAUAUUGUCCAGCUAAUAAUAUUACAAGUUUACCUCCGGUAGUCUUAGAAUUACAAAAGAAAAAUCUUUGA
Naumovozyma dairenensis CBS 421 is the source of this 801-nucleotide messenger RNA. RefSeq names its product lysophospholipid acyltransferase family protein. Gene Ontology annotation, biological process: phosphatidic acid biosynthetic process. Bases 1 to 801 code for a protein of 266 amino acids. Lineage: Eukaryota; Fungi; Ascomycota; Saccharomycetes; Saccharomycetales; Saccharomycetaceae. Gene Ontology annotation, molecular function: 1-acylglycerol-3-phosphate O-acyltransferase activity. Gene Ontology annotation, cellular component: endoplasmic reticulum; membrane. The record is from RefSeq and is a predicted model, not a curated record. The transcript has a single exon.